Rhinolophus ferrumequinum (greater horseshoe bat) is the source of this 2406-nucleotide messenger RNA. It is a transcript of the gene CPA4, whose product is annotated as carboxypeptidase A4. Gene Ontology annotation, molecular function: zinc ion binding; metallocarboxypeptidase activity. NCBI's taxonomy places the organism in Eukaryota, Metazoa, Chordata, Mammalia, Chiroptera, Rhinolophidae. The transcript has 11 exons. The record is from RefSeq and is a predicted model, not a curated record. The coding region runs from base 4 to 1269 and encodes 421 amino acids. Gene Ontology annotation, biological process: proteolysis.
GACAUGAAGUGGAUACUGUUCUUUGGGGCCCUUAUUGGGCCCAGCAUCUGUGGCCGAGAAAAGUUUUUUGGGGACCAAGUUUUUAGGAUUAACGUCAGAAAUGGAGACGAGAUCAGCAAACUAAAUCAGCUAGUGAAUUCAGACAACUUGAAGCUCAACGUCUGGAAAUGUCCCUCAACUUUUGGUCUUCCUGUGGAUGUCCUGGUCCCAUCUGUCAGUCUGCAGCCAGUCAAAUGCUUCCUGGAGUCCCAGGGCUUAGAGUACUCAGUGACAAUUGAAGACCUGCAGGCCCUUUUAGAUAAAGAAGGUGAAGAACUACAACACAAUGAAAGGCAAGAACGGAGCAGUAAUAAUUUCAACUAUGGGGCCUAUCAUUCUCUGGAAUCUAUUUACCAUGAAAUGCACAGCAUUGCUAGCGAUUUUCCUGACUUGGCGAGCAGGGUGAAGAUUGGACAUUCGUUUGAAAACCGGUCGAUUUAUGUACUGAAGUUCAGCACUGGAAAAGGCAGGCAGCGUCCGGCCAUUUGGCUGAAUGCAGGCCUCCACUCCCGGGAGUGGGUCUCACAGGCCACGGCGAUCUGGACCGCAAGGAAGAUUGUAUCUGAUUACGGGAAGGAUUCAGCUAUCACCUCCAUCUUGGAGAAAAUGGAUAUUUUCUUGUUGCCUGUGGCCAAUCCUGACGGAUAUGUAUACACGCACACUCACAACCGAUUUUGGAGGAAGACACGGUCCCUAAAUCCUGGAAGUUCCUGCAUUGGUGUUGAUCCAAAUAGAAAUUGGAAUGCUAGUUUUGCAGGAGAGGGAGCCAGUAGCAAUCCUUGCUCCGAAGUGUACCAUGGACUCCAUGCCCAUUCGGAAGUGGAGGUGAAAUCAGUGGUAGAUUUCAUUCAAGAACACGGGAAUUUCAAAUGCUUCAUUGAUCUGCAUAGCUACUCGCAGCUGCUCAUGUAUCCAUAUGGGUACACACAAAAAAAGGCCCCAGAUGCUACAGAGCUGGACAAGGUGGCAAAGCAUGCAGCCAAAGUUCUGGCUUCCCUGUCGGGCACAAAGUACCAAGUGGGCUCUACCAGCACCACUGUCUAUCAAGCUAGCGGGAGCAGCAUUGACUGGGCGUAUAAUAAUGGCAUCAAGUAUGCAUUCACUUUUGAGUUGAGAGACACUGGGCAAUAUGGCUUCCUCCUGCCAGCUGACCAGAUCAUUCCCACCGCAGAGGAGACCUGGCUGGGGCUGAAGACCAUCAUGGAGCAUGUGCGGGACCACCUGUACUAGAUGAGGAGCCCCACUCUGUCUACACUUCUUCAUCUCUACGUAUGCACAGCACACAGAAGCCACUGUUAAAGGGACCUUGUUCCUUCACGAGUGAGUCAGCGCCCUCUAGCUUUGUAGAGAACACAGGUCAGCCCUUCUCCUGCCCCCACUUGCUGAAGUUCGAACAUUCUGGUGGUGAACCUGAGAGAAGCGCGUGUGUCACCUGCCAUAUUUUGGUCCUGCUGUUUCACUGAGCCCUUUGUAUGCUUUUCUUUCUUCGCAGCUGGUUAGGCAGGCCACACUUAGGAUCGCCCCUUACUGAGUGGCAUGUCUCUACCUCAUUUUUAGAACAAAAGGAUAUCUGAGAUGGUCCUCUAGCCUCAUCCAAUCUAGCCAAGCUGGUGCCCUUGCUCUUGUGGGGGCCCCAAGGGAGGCACGGUGGUCUCAAAGAUGAUGCAGAUCCUCCAAUAAUUUAUCUCAGUCCUUCUGGAGCAUAUUUUUCUUUGAAAAACAAAUCCUUCAGGGUCAUCGAUAUAGGUCAUCCCUCCCCCACAUUUUUUAUUUUUGUGUGUUUCUGUCUGAAUACAAAGUAGAGGGUCACUUCUUAUCACCGGGCCAAAAAUUCCCAGAUGCUACAGUACAGUUCUGAUCAUGGUCUUCCCUUUAUUAUUCAAUGUAACUGGGAUCCCAGAAGGGCAUCUGUGUCACUACAGAUACUGCUCACCCAGAAACCCUGGAUAAAGUGAUGAUCUAAUAGCAGGAUUGCUAAAUUAUCCCCAUCUGUCCUAAUGGGCUUACCUCCACUUUACCUUUUGAACUCACUUCAAAGAUCUUGCCCUCACACUACAGGUCCUAAAUCACUCCUCUGGCCUGGAUAAUCUCACUACCCUGGCACAUCCCUCUUUGUGCUCUGGUGUGCCUUGUGUUUCCUUCCUCUGUUUUGUUUUGUUUGGUUUUGUUGGUCUUUAAAGUCAUCGUCUUCUAUUUUGCAUCCUGUACCAAGGUGGAGCAAGGAUUCAUCAGUCAGGUUUCUCUUGUUCCAUCCCUCCUUAGCAUGUACCAUCUGCACCUUCCCUUUCUUUUUUCUUUUUUUCAAAUAUGUCUGUAAAUCUUAUCCUUCUGCCUAGGAUUUGUGCAGCAUCUGGUGUGUGCUCAUAA